CUCCUCCCAUUGGCCCAGGGAGGGUGGAGCGCGGCGCCAUGACGUCAGACGCCCAAAGGGGCGGAGUGGUGAGGGGAAGGAGGAGGGAAGUAGGACUUCAACAUGGCGGCUGUGGUACUGGCAGUGGGCACGGUGACGGCCUGGCCCGGGGCGGGCAGAGUUGGAGGUGGUGGCGUUCGCUUUCCCUAGGGGCCGUCAGGAGCUCAGCGGUGACCGAUUCUGGGAGGCCGUCCGGCGCCAGCACGUUUCGGCUUCUGGGACGGCAGCGGCAGCGGCGUUCAGGGACUUUCAGUUACCUUGAUGAUGUCCCAUUUAAGAUAGGAGACAAAUUCAAAACACCAGCUAAAGUUGGUCUUCCUAUUGGCUUCUCCUUGCCUGAUUGUUUGCAGGUGGUCAGAGAAGUACAGUAUGAUUUCUCCUUGGAAAAGAAAACUAUUGAAUGGGCUGAAGAUACUAAGAAAAUCCAAGAAGCCCAGCGGGAAGCAGAGCGCAAGGCUGAGGAAGUAGAAGCUAAAGUGAAUUCUAAGAGUGGCCCAGAAGGUGACAGCAAAAUGAGCUUCUCCAAGACUCACAGUACAGCCACAAUGCCACCUCCAAUUAAUCCCAUCCUUGCCAGCUUACAGCACAACAGCAUCCUCACCCCGACUCGGGUCAGCAGCAUUGCCAUGAAACAGAAAGUUCUCAGCCCACCCCACACAAAGGCAGAUUUCAAUCCUGCUGACUUUGAGUGUGAAGAAGACCCAUUUGAUAAUCUGGAGUUAAAAACUAUUGAUGAGAAGGAAGAGCUGAGAAACAUUCUGGUAGGAACCACUGGACCCAUUAUGGCUCAGUUAUUAGAUAAUAACUUGCCCAGAGGCGGCUCUGGGUCUGUGUUACAAGAUGAGGAGGUCCUGGCAUCCCUGGAGCGGGCGACCUUGGAUAUCAAGCCUCUUCACAAACCCAAUGGCUUUAUAACCUUACCCCAGUUGGGCAACUGUGAAAAGAUGUCGCUGUCUUCUAAAGUGUCCCUCCCCCCCAUUCCUGCAGUAAGCAAUAUCAAAUCCUUGUCCUUCCCCAAACUUGACUCUGAUGACAGCAAUCAGAAGACAGCCAAGCUGGCGAGCACUUUCCAUAGCACAUCCUGCCUCCGCAAUGGCACCUUCCGGAAUUCCCUAAAGCCUUCCACCCAAAGCAGUGCCAGUGAGCUCAAUGGGCAUCAUACUCUUGGGCUUUCAGCUUUGAACUUGGACAGUGGCACAGAGGUGCCAACCCUGACUCCCUCAGAUCUGAUCUCCCAGAUGCCUUCCCUCUCUGUCUUGUCUGUGUGCACAGAAGAAUCGUCACCUCCAAAUACAGGUCCCACGGUGACACCUCCAAAUUUCUCAAUGUCACAAGUGCCCAACACUUCCAGCUGUCCCCAGGCCUAUUCUGAACUGCAGACACUGUCCCCCAGUGAGCGGCAGUGUGUGGAGACAGUGGUCAACAUGGGCUACUCAUAUGAGUGUGUCCUGAGAGCCAUGAAGAGGAAAGGAGAGAAUAUUGAGCAGAUUCUCGACUAUCUCUUUGCACAUGGACAGCUCUGUGAGAAGGGCUUCGACCCUCUUUUAGUGGAAGAGGCUCUGGAAAUGCACCAGUGUUCAGAGGAAAAGAUGAUGGAGUUUCUUCAGUUAAUGAGCAAAUUUAAGGAAAUGGGCUUUGAACUGAAAGACAUUAAGGAGGUUCUACUACUUCACAACAAUGACCAGGACAAUGCUCUGGAAGACCUCAUGGCUCGGGCAGGAGCCAGCUGAGACCAGGCACUGCCUAGACCCUGCCAUGGAAC
Messenger RNA from Zalophus californianus (California sea lion), 1801 nucleotides. RefSeq names its product ubiquitin associated protein 1 (gene UBAP1). The transcript has 6 exons. NCBI's taxonomy places the organism in Eukaryota, Metazoa, Chordata, Mammalia, Carnivora, Otariidae. Gene Ontology annotation, cellular component: ESCRT I complex. Bases 39 to 1769 code for a protein of 576 amino acids. Gene Ontology annotation, molecular function: ubiquitin binding. The record is from RefSeq and is a predicted model, not a curated record. Gene Ontology annotation, biological process: ubiquitin-dependent protein catabolic process via the multivesicular body sorting pathway.